Molecule: messenger RNA, 2561 nt
Organism: Portunus trituberculatus (swimming crab)
Lineage: Eukaryota; Metazoa; Arthropoda; Malacostraca; Decapoda; Portunidae
Product: peptidyl-prolyl cis-trans isomerase sig-7-like
Exons: 4
Coding region: 579-2297 (572 amino acids)
Biological process (GO): protein peptidyl-prolyl isomerization
Cellular component (GO): nucleus
Molecular function (GO): peptidyl-prolyl cis-trans isomerase activity; RNA binding
Source: RefSeq, a predicted model, not a curated record
AAUAAUGUCAAUAAACAUAAUGUAAGUUAAUAUAAUUAAACUUAGGUAGUUUGUUUGUACAAUAUGCAUGUAUAAUGUCAGUGAGUGUCAAAUGAGGCCGAAGAAAGAGCAUGACAAAUGCUACCUCAAAUAAUCGAAGUAACAAAAUUUGAAAAUAAUAAUUAUAACAUGACGAAAACUUACAUGAUUUAUUUCAAUUGUUUAGCUUAAGCAUAGAGCUUCAGAAAUGCAAAUGCCACCAUGCACAUCGCUCUCGGCACUCGGCAGCUACAGACACAAACAAAACAAAACGUUGCCGCCACCGUGGUCAGCGUUAGGAAGGUCGUGUCUACCCUGUGCCUCUCUUACUAUUAUCUGUUACGGGCCCUGCUGCGUAACCUGAACCCCAGAGCACAUCACCACCCACCCUGCCAAUGCCAAGAACUGCGAGGGUAAGACAACUGCACGUUAUUGAAGGAUGAGCCAAGACAUGUCAGAUUGGAAUCCCUGUCAAUGAAAUCUUGGAAAAGAGAAGAGGAGUGUGAUAAACCAUAGGUCAUAAAAGUAAACUUCAAAAGUGAAGAAGUGUCACUGCAGUGAUGUCGGUUGUGAUUGAAACCACCAUUGGGGAUGUUACUAUAGACCUGCACACUGACGCCAGACCCAGAACAUGUAUGAACUUCUUGAAGCUGUGCAAGAUGAAAUACUACAACUUUUGCCUGAUGUUCAGUAUUCAGAGAAACUUCAUUGCCCAAACAGGGGAUCCAUCAGCAUCAGGGAAAGGAGGUGAAAGCAUAUUCCAGAUGAUGUAUGGAGAUCAAGCAAGAUUCUACGAGGGGGAGAAGCUUCCCAUCAUGAAACACAGCAAGCUUGGAACAGUGUCCAUGGUGUCCUGCGGCAACCACUUAUUUGGUUCCCAGUUCUUCAUCACUCUUGGAGAAGACUUGGACUCACUGGACUCUGAACAUCUUGUCUUUGGCCAGGUGGUCGAAGGCCUUGAGGUUAUCAAUAGACUCAAUCAAACCUUGACAGAUGAAAAAUACCGUCCUUACCAGGAUGUCCGGAUCUCACACACUGUCGUGCUGGACGAUCCAUACCCUGAUCCAAAGGAGCUACAGUUCCCUACAGAGAGUCCAAAGCCAACACCAGCUAUCUUUGAGUCUGAUUAUAUUGCUGCAGAUGAGGCUAUUGAUGACAAUGAAGGGAAAUCCCUUAUAGAAAUCCAAGAAGAAAUUCAAGAGAAGGAAGCCAAAGCCAGAGCCACAAUCCUAGAAAUGGUUGGAGACUUGCCUGAUGCUGAGAUGGCCCCUCCAGAAAAUGUCUUAUUUGUCUGCAAACUCAACCCAGUUACAACAUCAGAGGAUUUGGAGAUAAUUUUCAGUAGAUUUGGUAAGAUCAACACAUGUGAAGUGAUACGUGAUAGAGUGACCAACAAUUCUCUUCAAUAUGCCUUCAUUGAGUUUGCUGAGACCAAGUCAUGUGAGGAUGCAUACUUCAAGAUGGACAAUGUUCUGAUAGAUGAUCGCAGGAUUCAUGUGGACUUCAGUCAGUCUGUGUCCAAGAUCAAGUGGCGUGGGAAGGGUCGAGGGGUUGAGUAUUUUGAUGAUGAUGGAAAGAAGAUGGAUGAAAGAAAGGGACGAGAGAGAUUUCAGCCUAACCGAGAACACAACAGCAAUAGUCACUCAAGAGGGAGACAUAAAGGACUUCCACAAGGUCACCAGCCUCAGGGGAGGAGGAUGUAUGGGGCAGAACAUAGGAAUUUCCAAGGAGGAGAGAGAAGGCAUAGUAGUCAUCAAGGACCGGAUGAUCGAAAUGGUUCUCAUAGGAGUCACUUUAAUGAAAGACAGUCCCAGAGGAAUGAGUCCUUUGCCAGAAGAACACAGAGGGAUGAGAGACAUGAAAGGCACAGUUCAAAUAAACGGGACUAUGGUGACCUGGAAGAAGAGAUUGCAAUGAAAGAUGAUGCUUCAAGGGAAAAAAUGCUAAAGCACCUCAAGAAAUCUUUGAAAAAGAAAAAAAAGAAAUCCAAGAAGCAUUCAAGUGACAGUGAGAAUUCAGUUGAAGAUAGGAAAAAGAAAAAUAAGAGGAAAAGAAAUUUAAGUGAUUCUGAUACAUCAAUGGAGGAAGUGAAGAAAAAGAAGAAAAAGAAGAAGAAAGUCAGUGACAGCAGUGACUCAGAUUCUGAACCAAAGAGAAAAAGCAAAAAAAAAAAGAGAGUCAGUGACAGUAGUGAUUCAGAUUCUGAACCUAAGAAGAAGAAUAAGAAAAAAAAGAAAAAAAAGAAGAGACAUAAUUCUUCCUCUGAUAGUUCAGAUUGAUGGAUCUUGGUUUUAGUAUGACUGGUGAAGAAAAGAUUUUGUGACAGUUCAGUUUGUAAGUUGUGACAUGAAUAACACUUUCAAAAAAUCAUCCUUUUGGCAAUGCAGUUUUAUAGUGUACAUAAAUUACAGCUUUGUAAAUUUCUUAGUAAUCACUUUCCAGUAACAUAAUUGCUGGUGAUUAGGAUAUUUAAUUUUACAUAAUUAUAAGUGUCUAUUUUGUACCCAGUAAAAAAAAAAUAUCUAACACUCCUCAAAAGAAAA